GGUCCAUAUAUAUCGAGCUCUAAUUUUUUCCAAUGAACCAAACACGAGUUUGAAGUCUUCAUCAUCUCCAUGAUUCCCCUGAAAACUUAUCAACACCGUUCUCCCUUCAUCUUCUCCUCCAUUUCCAAACCAAACCCACUUCACCCUCACUUUCUCUCUCUUCCACCAUCUCCACCAUUGAAACUUCCUCUCAAACUCAAACCAUGUUCGUUCCCUCUUCAAAGGGUUUCAAAUAUUGAAGUGGCAAUUUUCAACAAUGAAGAAGUUAAGGAUUUGUCACCAGAAGGGGAAGUGUAUCAGAAGACACUUCAGUUGGUUGAAUGUUCCAUGUUUGCUGCUCUUACUGGGUUGGUCUACUUCUUGAGUAAUGCUCUUGCUAUUGAGAAUUACUUUAGUUGUUUCUUCUCGUUGCCAAUAGUGAUAUCAUCGAUGAGAUGGGGUAUUGAUGCUGGAAGGAAAACUAUGGUUGCAACAACUAUACUUUUGUUUGUCUUGUCCGGUCCAGUAAAAGCUCUAACCUAUCUGCUUAAGCAUGGUAUAGUUGGUUAUACAAUGGGUACUCUGUGGAGGUUGGAAACCAGUUGGAGCCUGUCAGUUUUCUUGUGCGCAAUUGUAAGAUCGAUCGGUGCCGUUGGCUUUGUCUUGAUUUCAUCCUUUUUGAUAAGGGAAAACAUACUAGCUUUGAUCACCAUUAACAUUCACGCUUCUCUUACAUUUGUGCUGACUGCUGCUGGUGUCAAUUCAAUUCCUUCAAUGAACUUCAUAUAUACCCUAUUUGGGAUUUUGGUUUUGUUGAAUGGUGGAUGUUUCAUGUUCUUGCUGCACAUGUUGUAUUCUGUUUUUCUUACUAGAAUGGGAAUGAAGUCUUCACUAAAAUUGCCAAGAUGGUUAAAGAAAGCCAUUUGAAACCAUAUUCAAUUUGAAUCUCAUUCUUCUAUUAGUAGUUUUAUACCAUAAUGUAAAGUGAACUCAAAUUAACUACCAAUUUUGAUUGGACCUUUUAUGUACAAUUUUACCCUUGAAUACAUAACUUAAACAAACUUUACUUGUUAUCAAAAAGAGAAUUUCUACUGUA
This is a messenger RNA of Medicago truncatula (barrel medic), 1075 nucleotides long. RefSeq lists its product as uncharacterized. The transcript has 8 exons. Bases 70 to 906 code for a protein of 278 amino acids. NCBI's taxonomy places the organism in Eukaryota, Viridiplantae, Streptophyta, Magnoliopsida, Fabales, Fabaceae. The record is from RefSeq and is a predicted model, not a curated record.